Pseudophryne corroboree (corroboree frog) is the source of this 2894-nucleotide messenger RNA. Its product is annotated as trafficking kinesin-binding protein 1-like. Gene Ontology annotation, molecular function: myosin binding; signaling receptor binding. Gene Ontology annotation, cellular component: cytoplasmic vesicle; mitochondrion; dendrite. Gene Ontology annotation, biological process: protein targeting; anterograde axonal transport of mitochondrion; vesicle transport along microtubule. The record is from RefSeq and is a predicted model, not a curated record. The transcript has 15 exons. NCBI's taxonomy places the organism in Eukaryota, Metazoa, Chordata, Amphibia, Anura, Myobatrachidae. Bases 81 to 2396 code for a protein of 771 amino acids.
CAAAUGGGGAUGUCCCGGAGGUGGAAAUUAUCAGCCUGCUGCAGGAGCAGCUCCCACACUACACCCUGCGCGCGGACACCAUGUUUGGAUAUAAACAUGAUGACUGGCUGCACACUCCUCUGCUGCCCCCAGACGUUCCUCUUCGCCUCACCCCAGAACAGAUAGAGGAGACCCUAAAGUAUUUCCUCCUCUGUUCUGAACGAGUUGGCAAAGUGACCAAGACCUAUCGAGAUAUAGAUGCUGUCACCAGCCUGCUAGAGGAGAAAGAGAGAGACCUAGAGUUGGCUGCGUGUAUUGGACAGUCUCUUUUGAAGCAGAAUCGAGAAUUGACAGCGAAGAAUGAGUUUCUGGAGGAAGAGUUGGAGGCUACAAAAGAAGAGGUCUGUCAGCUACGGCAUGAAAUCUCAAUGCGGGAAGAUCUUCUCCAUCUGUACACCAGCAAUACAGAGAGUGACCCAGUGUCUGCAGCCACAACACCGCUGCGUAGGAAUAAGUCCUCCUUUUGUCUUCAGUACAUCCAGCUAGAUACCCUCCAAGAGAAGCUCAAGAGUCUGGAGGAUAACAACCAGAAGAUGCGAGACGAGGCCAAUCAUAUCCUUAAAGCAACCAAUGACUAUGAGGACCAGGAGGGUUAUCUGAUGCUGGAUUGUGUGAAUCAAUUCUCUGAGGCCAGCAGGCAGGUGGCGCUGUUGGCAGAUGAAUUGACACGACGGGGAGAAGAUGCCACCCGACAGCAGGAGGAAAUCAGUCAGCUCUUGGCACAGAUAGUUCAUCUGCAGCACAAGUGUCGCAGCACCGCCAACGAGAAUGAAGAGCUGCAGCAACAUCUUGCUGCGGUGAAGGAACAAGUGCGCUUAUUAAAAACAGAAUUACAGGAUUUGCAGGAGAAACACAGAGAGUGUCAGGACAUGCUGCACGAAGCCCAGGAAGAAUUGAAGAACCAGCGAAACCGGAGUCUGCCCAACAGCACCAUCAGCAGAUACAGCACUUUGAACAUAUUUCCUUUGGAUUCUUUGGCCGCAGAGAUUGAAGGGACUAUGAGAAAAGGGAUUGAUGCUUCUUCAGAGCUAAAGAGCUACAAGCGAGUGUUUGAGACUGUGAAAGCUGCGAACCAAGUGGUGAGGGCCAGAUCUCGCUGUCAGUCCCCGCAGAACAUCCCCGGUUCUCGAGCUCCCUCUCAGAAGCCAUCUGCUGCACCAAGUCGUGUCGGGACUCCGCCAUUGAGUUUGUACGAAUCAGAGGGUGCCAGCAUGAUGCAGUUAGAGGAGGAGACUCUGUUACCUGGAGAAGAGAAUUCUUUUUCUGUUGUUGGAGAGAAGAAGCUGGGAAUGCCUGGUACACCUGGAGGCCAUGACCUUGCAGCAGCUCUACAGAGACUCAGUACUCAGCAAGGAUCCCACUCUCCAGAUAGCCUUUAUGAAGAGAGAGAACACAAGCUACAGCGACAUGAUGACAUCUCCAGUGGUUUCCUUACUCCCAACGAUAGUGUCCUAUCCACUGGAACAAAUUACUCUGGAAUGUCUGAGGCCACUGGUAGCUCUAGUUUGUCCUUGGGAUCAAGAUCCUAUCUACCUGAAAGACUACAGAUCGUCAAGCCAUUGGAAGGUUCUGCAACCCUAAUGCAUUGGCAACAGUUGGCAAAGCCCAACUUGGGUGGCAUUCUGGAUCCUCGACCCGGUGUUCUCACCAAAGAUUUCCAGGAGCUGGACAUUGAUUUAGAGGAUGUCUACAAUCUCAAUGACUUUGAGGAGGAUGACAUGGAACCUAUCUCCUUCCAUGCUAUGGCUACAUCCACUCCAACCAAAAAUAGGGCAGAAAAGAAUUUGUUCCGUUCCGUUAACAACCUUCCCCAGACUCCAUCUACGUACACUAUAACCACAUGUCGCAUGUCGAACCCUCUGCAGGAUAUUACACAGGUCACAUCCAGUCUUCGUAAUACAGUUCUUUCCUCGUGUGGAAGCUUUGAGAGCCUAAGUUCCCUUGAACUUCACAUGGAGACACCAGUGACCUCUGUCCCAGCAAGCCAUGACCAACCCAACUCUGGACGUAACACUCCUUUGGGACUAGUUACCCUUUUAAAAGAACAUGGUAUAUCUGCCACCUCUGAUGCCAACAACAAAGCCUCAACUGAAGGUGAAACUAAGCUGCCUGCUGCCAUUGCACGUCCUCCUAUCUUUCAGUUGGGUUGGAUUAGAACUUUAAGAGGUCUUGGAUUUGAAAGAACCAUUGUGGAUGAAGCUUCAGUGAAUAAGCCCCCAGACUCUGCUCCUGCCCAGAAAGGCAUCUUCAGCAUUAACCUGGUAGAACAGUUGCGACGACUUGGCUUAAAUCGCGUGGCGGAGAGGGGCAUUGUCUCUUUUCAAAAGACAACAGAGAUCACGAAUCCUCCUGACUAAUUUCAAACAAGUCAACUGGCCAUUUAGGCCACAAAACAAACAAAACUUGACAGACAUAAUUUUGCACUGAUUUAAUUUGUUUUCAAGAUAUCUAUGGGUACAAUAUGGUAUGUGAGGUUCACACAGCUUUGUUGAUACCUUGUUAAUAUGUAUGUUCUACUUGUAAGAAAUGUAUGGUAUAAGCGUGAAGAUUUCAUUAUCGUUCAUUUAAUAAUUUAAUCACAUCACUCCUUGCGUGUUAGAAUGAAGAUAUCAGAUUGUGUGUCUUUAUCCAAAACAAAUUGCUAUAUUAAUAUAAUUGGUUGAGCAGCCUAACUAUUAUUACAUUAUGACACAGAUAAUAGAUUGACAUUUAGAAUUCUAGAUUUAAAGUUGUUAGUGGCCUUCAUUCUGUAGAACCCCUGACACAUUUGGAAGUAUGCGCCUUUCAAUUAAAUGUAUAGUUUUAAUCAGGAACCCUAAUGAACUACGGGGUAAAUGACCAAAUUCAAAUUUUAA